Prorocentrum cordatum is the source of this 885-nucleotide messenger RNA. NCBI's taxonomy places the organism in Eukaryota, Dinophyceae, Prorocentrales, Prorocentraceae. The record is from the annotation of a GenBank genome assembly.
AUGGGCUCCUGCAUGGAGGUCCCCAAGAAGGAGGAACAGGAGUCGUUCGACCCGGCGCGGUACACGGACCCCGCCAGCCUCUUCGACGCGCUCGCGUUCACCGUAGAGGGCCUCCACCCCGUGCGCUUGGUCCGCAUGUCGUGGCUGCUGCAGCAGCGCGGCACCGUCCUGAAGAGGCGCCAGGAGCUGCCGGAGGAGGCCUUCGUGUCCGCGGACGAGUUGCGGGCCGUCUGGGAGGCCGGCGGGCGAGGAGGGCAAGACCAGGUGGCGCCGAUCAUCACCAUCUCGUUCUGCUGGGACUCGCGCGAACACCCCGACCCCAAGAGGUUGCAGCUGAAUUUGGUGAUAGACACUCUAGAGAAGGAGCGCCUCAAGUACUCCACAGCCAGAGGUGAUUUCAAGGGGUUCAGCGAGAUGGGGAUUUUUUGGGACUGGCCCUCGCUACUGCAGGGCGACCCGAUCAAGGCCGAGGAGGCGAGGGCCGCCGCCCUGCGGCAGGGCAAGACCGAGAAGGACGCGCAGGAGGCCGCGGACAAGGCCAAGCGGACCCCCGCCGAGAAAGCCGCCUUCAAGCACGGGUUGGAGGAGACAAUGGACCUCUGGUACGCCCACCAGGCCACCACUGUGCUCCUGCUCACCCAGCACCCCCGCGAGCGGGUCAGCGCGCGCGAGUGGGGCUGCGACCAGUCCGGCUGGACGACGUACGAGCGCUGCUCCGCGGAGCAGAUCAAGCAGGUCAGGCGCUGGGAGGCAAAGUGGACCGCCGUGGCCGACCUGGGGCAGGGGGCGCGGGCGAAGGCGGCCGUGCGGCGGUGGGCCCGGACGAGUUCGACCGGCUCAUCGAAUACAGGUCCUUCACCAACGGCGCGGACAAGGAGGCGGUGA